AUGCAGCCUUUGUCCUUUGCGCAGCCGACGGCGCUGGUGCUCAUCGACAACCAAGUCGCCUUCAACCAUCCAACACACUGGGGCCCAGCACGCUCUAAUGCCUCCUUUGAGACUAACAUGGGCGCAUUACUGGGCGCGUUCCGUUCCGCUCGCCAGCGCUCGCCUCCGGGGCUCAUCCACAUCAUCCACAUUUUCCAUUCCUCCAUCGAGACCGGCAGCGCUCUUCACCCAAACGCAAACUCCUUGCAACCGUUUGACUUUGCGGCCCCGGCGGCCGAUGGGUCAGAGCCCGUGAUGUGGAAGUGUGUCAAUUCUUCCUUUAUCGGAACAAACCUAGAGGCGUACCUCCGCCAGAACGACGUUCGUCAGGUUUUCUUCGCCGGUCUGACCACCGACCACUGCGUGUCGACGACGACCCGCAUGGCUAGGAACCUGGGUGUCGUCGACAUAUUUCCAGAGGGAAAGCGUGUGACGGUUAAUGCAGACGGCUCACAUCCAGAAAACACAAACAUUGACCUUGGCCGUGUUGUGCUGGUGGCAGACGCGACAGCGACUUUUGCCAAGGGAGGGAUCGACGCAGAGACGAUCCAUGCUGUUUCGGUAGCGAGUUUGGAGGGAGAGUUUGCCGAUGUUUUCGCUACGCAGGAUGUCGUCGACGCUCUGGCGGGGUAG
This is a messenger RNA of Talaromyces rugulosus, 672 nucleotides long. RefSeq lists its product as uncharacterized. Lineage: Eukaryota; Fungi; Ascomycota; Eurotiomycetes; Eurotiales; Trichocomaceae. The transcript has a single exon. The record is from RefSeq and is a predicted model, not a curated record. The coding region runs from base 1 to 672 and encodes 223 amino acids.